Molecule: messenger RNA, 1482 nt
Organism: Heteronotia binoei (common prickly gecko)
Lineage: Eukaryota; Metazoa; Chordata; Lepidosauria; Squamata; Gekkonidae
Gene: ELP6
Product: elongator acetyltransferase complex subunit 6
Exons: 7
Coding region: 120-1007 (295 amino acids)
Biological process (GO): tRNA wobble uridine modification
Cellular component (GO): elongator holoenzyme complex
Source: RefSeq, a predicted model, not a curated record
GCAUGCGCAUCUGCCCAAGCGCCGCCCGAGCAGCCAGCUUGGCUCCCCGUUGACGCUCCCUCGCAAACAGCCGCUAAGCCUUUGUGUCCCUUCUCGGGAACCGUAGCGGACCAGCGGCGAUGUUUGCGGAGCUGAGUGAGUUGCUGGGAGACUCCGCCGAGCGGCCGCAGCAGGGCCUGCUGACCUUACUGGUCGCCUCCAAGACGGAUGCCAGCUUCCUGGUCCACCAUUUCCUCUCCUUUUAUUUAAAAGCUGGGUGCAAAGUCUGUUUCUUGGCCCUUCUUCAGUCUUUCAGUCAUUACAACAUUGUGGCCCAAAAGCUGGGACUUGGUCUGACGACAGCCAAAGAACGGGGACAGCUUGUGUUUUUAGAAGGCCUGAAAGCUUCGAAUGAGGUCUUGUUUAGCAAGCAGCGAGAGCUGGCUGAGCCACAUCCUUUCCAGUUCAUCAGCGGGGAUGGCUCCAACCUGAAAGCACUGUACGACUUUGUUCAGACAGCCUUAACCCCGGAUCUGGGAAGGGACUCAUGGAAGUGCCCUGUGCUGAUUGUGGACGACCUCAGUGUCUUGCUGAGCCUGGGGGUGAAGCCGACCGAUGUGCUGGAUUUCGUCCACUAUUGCAGGGUCACAGUGAACUCUCUGCUUAAGGGCAACAUGGUGCUGACGGUGCGCAGCAGUAACGAUUCCGAGGACGAGGAAAACGAGCUGCUCGCAAAAGCCCUCCAUCACCAGAGCAACCUGAUCCUGCGGGCCGAAGGGCUGGCGACUGGCUUCUGUAGGGAUGUUCAUAUGGCAGUUGACAAUUGUCCGUCGCAGCCCAGGGGAGGAAAAAGCGGAGCGGGAACUCCGGCGAGUUUACCAGUACAAAAUCCAGGACAAGAACGUCACCUUUUUUGCCAGGGGGAUGUCUGCAGCUGUGCUGUGAAGGGGAGAGGGGGAAAGGUCAGGACGCUUGCCAAAGAACCUGGAGGAGAUGGAGAACAGGGAGUUGCAGAAGAGACUGGAUAGGGUGGGAGUGGCGAGUUUGGGAGUGCUGCGAGACCCCGGCGUCUCCCUUGGCCCUGUAUCAUAGCCUGAACAGGCAAGUGAAAGAAAGAGAAGACGAGAGGCUGCCGUGGGCUCUGUGGUGAUUUUGGCACUCCUGAAUCAGUGCUGCUCUUUGGGGCGGUGUCCUGGCAACCUUUGGCAUGUCAUGUUCUCGGGAGGGGACUUUGGUUGGAGUCUGCAGGUCAGAAGGCAGGGUGGUCAGAAAACACGCCGUCUGUUGAAGGGCCACCAGGCCUAUUGCCUGUGUUUAGCAGGCCCCUGCCGCUAAGGAAUGUCUACUGGAAACAAUAUUGGGCUGCAACAUAACACUGACUACAGUUGUACCACAGGAAGAAACUAGCCUUCGCGCGGAGUUAAGAAAGUGGGACAGACGUCGUACGUAGGGCCAGCUGUCUGCCUUGGAUGGUCAAGGAAUUAAACAUAUACGGAAAGCAAA